This is a messenger RNA of Aspergillus vadensis CBS 113365, 1822 nucleotides long. Its product is annotated as chaperonin-containing T-complex subunit CCT4. Gene Ontology annotation, molecular function: ATP binding; ATP hydrolysis activity; ATP-dependent protein folding chaperone. The transcript is spliced from 7 exons. The coding region runs from base 92 to 1702 and encodes 536 amino acids. Lineage: Eukaryota; Fungi; Ascomycota; Eurotiomycetes; Eurotiales; Aspergillaceae. Gene Ontology annotation, cellular component: chaperonin-containing T-complex. The record is from RefSeq and is a predicted model, not a curated record. Gene Ontology annotation, biological process: protein folding.
UCCAGGUUCUGGAUCCCCUCGCCUCACCCACUCUUCUUUAUCUUCCCCGGUUUCAUCAAUCUACGGUGUUUAUAUCGUAGCUAUUUUCAUCAUGGCGUCGACAGCCUCCCAGCCGGCCCCCAGCGGCAAUGCUUUCAAGGACAAGGAGAAGCCUAUGGCCGUCCGUACGUCCAACAUUCUGGCUGCUAGAGCCGUCGCCGAUGCCAUCAGAACAUCUUUGGGACCCAGGGGUAUGGACAAGAUGAUCCAAACGCCCAAGGGAAACACAAUCAUCACGAACGAUGGAAACACCAUGUUGAGGGAUAUGAGCGUCAUGCACCCCGCCGCUAGGAUGCUGGUCGAUCUCAGUGCGGCCCAGGAUGUUGAGGCUGGUGAUGGUACCACAUCCGUUGUCGUUAUUGCCGGAAGCCUGCUCGGUGCUGCAGAGCGCCUGCUUGGAAAGGGUAUCCAUCCCACUGUCAUCUCGGAGUCCUUCCAAAGAGCCGCUGCCGCCGCUGUCGAAAUCCUCACCAACAUGUCUCGCCCCAUCAACCUGACGGACCGCUCCACCCUCCUUCAGGCUGCUUCCACCUCCCUCUCCUCCAAGAUUGUUUCGCAGCAUUCCGGCCUCCUCGGUCCCAUGGCCGUGGAUUCCGUGUUGAAGGUCGUCGACCCCAAGACCGCCGAGAACGUGGACCUCCGCAAUAUCCGUAUAGUGAAGAAGGUUGGCGGAACAAUUGAGGACAGUGAGAUGGUUGAUGGCUUGGUUCUGAACCAGCAGGUCAUCAAGAGCAGCGGCGGUCCUACCAGAAUUGAGAAGGCCCGGAUAGGUCUGAUUCAGUUCCAGCUCAGCCCGCCUAAGCCUGAUAUGGAGAACCAGAUCGUCGUGAACGACUACCGCCAGAUGGACAAGAUCCUCAAGGAAGAGCGCCAAUACCUCCUUAACAUGGUCAAGAAGAUCCAGAAGACCAAGUGCAAUGUCCUUCUGAUUCAGAAGUCCAUCCUCCGUGAUGCCGUCAACGACCUUUCCCUUCACUUCCUUUCUCGCCUUAAAAUUUUGGCCGUCAAGGAUAUCGAGCGUGAUGAGGUUGAGUUCCUCUGCAAGAGUCUGGGCUGCAAGCCUGUUGCCAACAUUGACUCUUUCACUGAGGACAAGCUGGGUACCGCCGACCUGGUUGAGGAAGUGCAGCAGUCUGGUGCUCGCUAUGUGAAGGUCACCGGUAUCAAGACCCCUGCUGCCGCCGCCAACCAGACCGUUUCGAUCGUCGCCCGUGGCGCUAACAACCUCAUUCUGGACGAGGCUGAGCGUUCUCUUCACGACGCUCUUUGUGUCAUCCGUUGUCUGGUGAAGAAGCGCGCCCUCAUCGCUGGUGGUGGUGCUCCUGAAAUUGAGAUCGCCCACGCCCUUGCCAUGCGUGCUCGUCAACUGACCGGCACGGAGGCUAUCUGCUGGAAGGCAUUCGCUGAUGCCAUGGAAGUCAUUCCCACCACGCUGGCAGAGAAUGCCGGUCUGAACUCGAUCAAGGUUGUCACUGAGCUGCGCCACCGCCAUGCCCAGGGCCAGCACAACGCAGGAGUCAGCAUUCGCAGUGGUGGCGUGAAGGACGACAUCACUGAGGAGAACAUCCUGCAGCCGCUCCUGGUGAGUACCAGCGCGAUCGAGCUGGCUGCUGAGACGGUGAAGAUGAUUAUGAGAAUUGAUGACAUUGCUUUGUCGCGGUGAGCGAUGGCGCGGAGUGAAUUGGAAAAGUAAGCCAGGUGGUGUACUAUGACGAGUAAUUUAUCAAUCAUACCAUGUUCAAAAGAUAGAUCGUUGGUGUCUAAUUGCACAUAAUCAUCGCCA